CGGUCCCGGGUUUGGCUGGUCCUCUUUCUGGUGUACAGCUGGCCCUGAUGUCGAGGAGAGAGGCAGCAGCACUUUUCUCUAUCUGAUUCUGUCUCUAGCUCUACAGCCUUGGAUCUGCAGUUCAACAGUCUGAUCGGACUCCUACUCCUCUACACCUCUGGGAUCCUCAGGACCUCGUAUUGGAGACAGGCUGGUGAAUGGUUGUCAACAAACAAGGAGACAAGCUGGUGAAUGGUUGUCAACAAACAAGGAGAGAGGCUGGUGAAUGGUUGUCAACAAACAAGCAGAGAGGUCAAAAUGGAACCAAUUAGGAAAGACAUGGAGCUGCUAAGUAACAGCAUGGCUACCUAUGCUCACAUCAAAGCUAACCCAGAGAGCUUUGCUCUGUACUUCAUGAUGGGUGUGUGUUUUGGCCUGCUCCUGGCCCUGUGCCUCCUGGUCACCGGCAUCACCUGUAGGACCCGCCGUAACAAUAAGCCUUCCCCCUCCCCAGAGAGGAGACAACUGAGGGAGUCCAGUGAAGAAGAGGAGGAUGAGGAGAGUGUGGAUGUGGACGAAGGGGAGGAGGCAGAGAUCCCUAAAGUGACGGUUGCGCCCAUGAGCGACCGCAGCAGCCAAUCGAACGGUACUUUGAGGAGCGUGAAUGUGUUUGCGUCGGCGGAGGAGCUGGAGAGGGCGAGACGACUGGAGGACAGGGAGCGCAUCGUCAGGGAGAUCUGGAGGAACGGACAGCCUGAUAUACUGACCACUGGAACAGGGACCAUCGGACGGAUACACUACCACUAACGGACUAAAGUGACUAAAGGACCUAAAACACAUGGUCUGAACCCUGAACUAAUUAGGAUUGAUCUACUCCAGACAAACACUGUAGCUGACUUUAUUAGGCUGGCACAGAUUCAUCUUCAACUUUUAAUUCAAUUAUUUCUUUAACGUUUUUUUUGUACAAACUUAUUUCAUUAUCAUUCAUGUACAGUUGUGGCCAAAAGUUUUGAGAAUGACACAAAUAUACA
Molecule: messenger RNA, 1010 nt
Organism: Salvelinus namaycush (lake trout)
Lineage: Eukaryota; Metazoa; Chordata; Actinopteri; Salmoniformes; Salmonidae
Product: protein eva-1 homolog B-like
Exons: 3
Coding region: 232-786 (184 amino acids)
Source: RefSeq, a predicted model, not a curated record